Molecule: messenger RNA, 1134 nt
Organism: Elephantulus edwardii (Cape elephant shrew)
Lineage: Eukaryota; Metazoa; Chordata; Mammalia; Macroscelidea; Macroscelididae
Gene: RIBC2
Product: RIB43A domain with coiled-coils 2
Exons: 7
Coding region: 1-1134 (377 amino acids)
Source: RefSeq, a predicted model, not a curated record
AUGCACGUCGCGCUGCCCAAGGACCUGGCGCAGGAAGCCAGACUGGCCAGGAGAAGGCACGAGGAGCUGUGCCGGCAGAAGCGGAUCUUCAACGCCCGGGCCCGGAUCAUCGGGGGAGACCCACGUGCCUGGGACGUCCAGGUUCAGGAACAGAAAAUCAGAGAAGCCACUGAAAAAGCUAGACAUGAAACCUUUGCGGCUGAGAUGCGGCAGAACGACAAAAUCGCGUGCAUCCUGGAGAACCGGCAGCAGCGAGACCGGCGGAACCUCUGCCGUGCGCUCAACGACUUCCAGCAGCACUACCAGAUGCCCGAAUCGCGCCGGGAAUUUGACUUGUCGGACCCCAGGGCCCUCCAGAGAGACCUUCCAGCCGGGCGGUCGUGCACUGACGUUCAGAACUCUGUCUCAGGAAUGCAGAGCUUCAUGGGGGAGGAUCUGAACUUCCAGGAGAGGAAGAAAUUCCAGCAGGAACAGAACAGAGAGUGGUCCUUGCAGCAGCAGCGGGAACGGCAGAAUGCCCGUGCCGACCGCAGGGCUGCAGAGGCCCUGUACGCACAGACGCGGCUGCAGCUGGACCACACAGCCCAGCACCUGCAGUCACUGGAGGAUUCCUCCAAGAAGGCGAGGUGUGUGCUGGUGAAGGAAUUCAACCGGAACCAGGCUCUGGAGGCUGCAGCCAGGAGACAGCAGGAGAAAAAGCAAGAAGAAGAGGACAACCUGGCGGAGAUCGCCAGCCUGCUGCGUGGGGACCUGCUCUCAGAGGCCCCGCAACAGGCCACCAGCUCCUUCGGGCCUCACCGCGUGGUCCCCGACCGCUGGAAGGGCAUGAGCCAGGAGCAGCUGCAGAACAUCCGCCUGGUGCAGAGGCAGCAAGUCCAGGAGAAGCUGAGGCUCCAGGAGGAGGAGCGCCAGCGGGACCUGGACUGGGACCGGCAGCACAGCCAGAAGGUGCGGGCCGGCCUGCUGUCCGAGCGGGAGAGGCAGCGACAGCUCCGUGAGCAGCGGCGGGAGCUGGACCGCAGUAACCACUGCCUGGCCCAGGAGCAGCGCCUGCAGAAAAAGUAUAUGAAAGAAGUGUAUACAAACGAGCCCACGGAAGAGUACUUCGCACAGUUUAACACGACGAGCCGAUGA